AUGUCGGACAAACUUGAGGCACUGAAACAACAAAUUAAUAAAUAUUUAGAACAGAUAAAACGGCAGAGCCAAAAUGGGCAGGGCCCACAACAAGUAGUCAACCAACUUUCUGUUAUUCUUCUUCAGUUUGUCGACGCGACAAUUGAAAUGAGCAUACAGAAGGGUCGCGAUAACGACGGUGAGAUCACAACAACAACUUUGGACGUCUUCAGAAAUUUGUUGUCAUUAGUCAACGUCAGUGCAACUAAUGCGACUAUCCCCAUUGUGUCUUCUGCUCUUCAUUUCCUCAAUUAUCACCACAACUUCACCGAGAUGGACAACUUCAUCUCGUCGGCACAGAACAUCACAACAAAUAACAUUUCAUUAAUUAAUUACUGCAUGUUCAAUUACUAUGCUGGAGUGACUAUGCUAAUCAAAAACAUGACUGUGGAGGCGUUCAACUACUUAUCUAAUGCGAUCCAAUACCUUGAAUCAGGUACUCGGAAUUACAGAAAUUGUUUGAUCCCCCUUGUUGUCUUACAAUUAAGAAAAGGGAUAUACCCCCCUCGCAGUCUUAUUUUAGAGAAUAACCUGGAAGAUGUUUAUGGUACUUUGAUAACCGCAGUCCAACGGGGUGACGUUGCUACAUUUGAGAAAGAGACAAAAAGAAAUGAAGUGUUCUUCAUUCAGCAUUGCCUCUUUUUAUUAGUCGAGUCGCUCAAGCUGAUCACAUACCGAAAUCUCUUUAACACAGCCAGACAAAUAGUUAAUACCACGAAAGUCCCAUAUUCCGCCUUUUUAAAUGCAUUAAAAGAAGUCGGGAAAGAGUCUUCGGAGAUGGAACUUGAAUUUGUCAUGUGCAACUUGAUCUUUAAAGGGAUUAUGAAGAGUCAACUGUACCACGAACACAAAAUAGCCGUCUUAUCGCCGGAGGAUGCUUUUGUUUUCUUCGAUCAAGUAAAAUAA
Molecule: messenger RNA, 945 nt
Organism: Entamoeba invadens IP1
Lineage: Eukaryota; Evosea; Mastigamoebida; Endamoebidae
Product: PCI domain containing protein, putative
Exons: 1
Coding region: 1-945 (314 amino acids)
Biological process (GO): transcription elongation by RNA polymerase II; post-transcriptional tethering of RNA polymerase II gene DNA at nuclear periphery; poly(A)+ mRNA export from nucleus
Cellular component (GO): transcription export complex 2
Molecular function (GO): double-stranded DNA binding; RNA binding
Source: RefSeq, a predicted model, not a curated record